AUGGAAAACAGCGAAAAGCCAACAGUGCCCAUCGCGCCGGCUACGGCCGCCGAACCAAUUGCGGAUUCUGCAGAGCCAGCGACUGGACCGAAAACAAUGCCAGCGGAUGGCACAAAUUCGCCUACAGAGUUGCCACGAGUAUCGCCGACAGGGCCGCCUACGAGUUCGCCCACAGCAGCCGAAGAAACAUUGACACCAGAACCAACUACAACCACUACAAGAACACUCCCCGGAGCCGAGCCAAUGGCGAUCAUACCCACAGAGAGUGGACCUCCCCCACAAUACCAUGAGCACGAGAAAGACGCAAUCACGACUCCUGCACCGGCAGUUACAUUGCCACAAACCAACGAGAAAGCCUUACCAAUUGCUCCACAAGUUCCAGUUUCUCAAAGAGCCAUUCCAUUGGCACAACUUGCAUGGCUGCCGUCUGCUGCUGUCUCUUCGGCGGCAUUUGCUGCGCAUUUCUACCUUACUGUAUGGAGAUGUGUCACGAUUCGCACCAUUUCUGUACACACUGUGGUGCACAAGUCGCUAUUCAUCCCCAUGAAGGCCCGGUACAGCAAUUCGGACCGCAUUUACCCGGACCAAUUACUCAAGCACCAGGACGAAUUCAGCCGCCGCAGCCAGUUAUGA
Molecule: messenger RNA, 633 nt
Organism: Penicillium mononematosum
Lineage: Eukaryota; Fungi; Ascomycota; Eurotiomycetes; Eurotiales; Aspergillaceae
Exons: 3
Coding region: 1-633 (210 amino acids)
Source: RefSeq, a predicted model, not a curated record